Messenger RNA from Parascedosporium putredinis, 1185 nucleotides. The record is from the annotation of a GenBank genome assembly. Lineage: Eukaryota; Fungi; Ascomycota; Sordariomycetes; Microascales; Microascaceae.
AUGUUCCCUCUCAGCAACGCACCAACUCCACCACGAGGAGCAUAUGAUGUGGUCAUAAUAGGUGCUGGUAUCUCCGGCAUCAAUACGGCCUUUCACCUUCAAAAUCAGCUACCAAACCUUCGAUACGCAAUUAUAGAGGGGCGAGACAAGAUAGGUGGAACAUGGGAUCUCUUUCGAUAUCCCGGAAUCCGAUCGGAUACAGAUUUGCAGUCCUUCGGGUUUGCCUGGCGCCCCUGGACUGAGGAUCGAGCGAUUGCUGAUGGAGAAUCUAUUGCACGGUACCUCGCCGAGUCUGCAGCCGAAGCCGGAAUCUACUCCAAUAUACACUUCCAGCAUGAAGCCAAGACCGCCAACUGGCGACCUGAAAGUCAGGCGUGGGCGCUAGAAGUUGAGACGAAUGGCCGAAGGCUCGAAAUGGAGGCCCGAUUCCUUGUCCUAGGCAGUGGGUACUACGAUUACAAAGAGCCUCUACAGCCAAAUAUCCCGGGACUGUCUAAUUUCAGGGGCCAGGUUGUGCAUCCUCAAUUUUGGCCCGACAACUUGGACAUGGCCGGCAAACGGGUUGUGAUCAUUGGCAGUGGUGCGACGGCCAUCACACUCCUUCCUAAUAUCGCGAAGGUAGCGAGGUCCACCACAAUGCUACAACGUAGUCCAACCUAUAUUUUAUCGAUUGACAAUGCGACGAAUAACUCUCUUUACACCGAAUACUCCCGAAAUCGUGGGGGAAGCAGACUGGGUGCUGACAUCAUUGUCACUGCGACCGGCCUGAAGCUCGGCUUGGGAGGCAGAAUUCAAUUUUCGGUGGCGGGCAAGGCAGUCGACCUCGCCGACCGCUACGCAUGGCGCAGCGUACUAUUCCAGGAUAUUCCAAACUUGGCUUUCAUGAUUGGUUACGUCAAUGCAUCCUGGACGCUCGGUGCUGAGACAUCUGCCCAGACUUUAUGCCGCCUUCUCAGGCACAUGGAUAGCAAGUCUUUAACCAGCGCUACCCCAAGAAUACCUGCCUCUAUACAGCCUGUGCCGCUGUGGAAUUUAAACUCGACCUACGUGAAAGAGGCAGCCAAUGCUCUUCCCAAAUGUGGUGACUCAGGUCCGUGGGUCGGGAGGUCGAACUAUUUUCUUGAUCUUUUCAAAGCGCGAUUCUCGAGCAUCACGGAAGAUCUGGAAUUCGCUAAAGGGGACUAA